Haliotis rubra (blacklip abalone) is the source of this 1137-nucleotide messenger RNA. Its product is annotated as cell wall protein DAN4-like. Lineage: Eukaryota; Metazoa; Mollusca; Gastropoda; Lepetellida; Haliotidae. Bases 149 to 871 code for a protein of 240 amino acids. The record is from RefSeq and is a predicted model, not a curated record. The transcript is spliced from 4 exons.
UGUGCAACGAAACCGGAAUAUGAAGUAAUUUUGUUGAUAAAUGUUAAAGUGUGUGCUAGUGUCAUGGUGAGACAGAGAGGGUUCGGUUAAACCUUGACUAGUGAUCUGGUAGAAUCGUGUGUAAAGAGGGGGAACGAAGCAGGCAAGGAUGACACUCAUCUUCAUCUUCGUCGUUGUGAUCAGCCUCUCUGACGCGUCUACGACAUCCUCUCCCACAGUGACUACAGAAGCUACAGGUACACCAUCAAGUAUUACGACACUGGUGACCACAAUGCCGGCCACGUCUACAGGAACCACAACAACGGCAACACCAGUGACCUUUUCAUCUGCAACUACAACUCCUAGAGCUACAUCAUCGGAUUUUGGAACAACGAAGAACACAUUGGAAACUACGACAUCCGUAACCCCACUAUCUGCAACUACAUCUUCAGGGAUCACAACGACAUCUAAUACACCAUAUACAGAGACUUCGGAGACAGUAACCUCUGCAGCAGCUACAACACAGAAAGGGAGCACAAUACUGACUACAACACCAAAGCAGGGGUGCCAUACCAGCUGUACCUGUGUAUGUGACGAUGCUGCACUAACAACGUCGACGGUGUUGUUGUUUGUCGCUGUCCUCGUUAUCUGUGCAACAACGGUUAUUCACGCCGUUGUCAGGAAACGACAGGAAACAAUGGGAGGCAAAGCUGCCAGGUCUGAUCCAACCUUUUCGGAGGUUAUAUUGAAAGACAUUGAGGGAGACCACAUUUACGGGAAAUUGUAUUACGAGAAUGACCGGAAAGAUAGGACUGAUCUUGAUAUGACCCCACCUAAACCCUGCUUUCGUGAUUUGGAUAACAAGAAGGAGACCAAAGAUGCACAGCCUUGAACAAUUUAGCAUACGAUAUGUUUUGUAAGCAAAUGUCGUACGAAUUUCGUAUACACAUAGGCGCCAUAUUUGUGUACAAGCUGAUGUGACUGACGAUCAUUAAACUCAAGACUGAAGGCGUUGUAAAAGAAUAUUCGACACUUGUAUGUUUAAUGCGUAAGAGUGAACUUGAGAGAUUUGAAUUUGAAACAUAUAUUGUGUUGAAAUCACUCAUUCAACCUAAUCGUGAAUACAGUUCUCGACGCUCAUCAAACACUGAAAGAUAA